CGCUAUAUAGCGGGCAUGCGCGCAGUGCUGGGGACCACACGGGGGUGUCGCGGGCUGGUUUGAGGAAGAGCCAAUUGACUGCGCUGCGGGCGGCCGGCGGGGCCUGGCGUGGGAGGCUGUGCGGGGCGCAGGGGCGUCCACCCGAGUUGCAGAUUGAAGCUGUGACUUGACCCACAACGUCUGACAAUAGAAGAUUCAAGAGUCACCCUGAGAUUUGUCACCAUGAAGCCUCACCCAGCCUUUCCAGGCUGCUUUCUGCUGACCUUGCUCUGUCUCUGGACAUCUGCUUCCGAGGUCCACCCUACAGCUUCCGGGACCCCAGGCAUCAGUGCGGCUUCCUUCCUGCAGGAUCUCAUGCAUCGAUAUGGGGCAGGUGACAGUCUCACCCUGCAGCAACUGAAAGCCCUACUCAACCACCUGGAUGUAGGUGUGGGCCGGGACAAUGCUACCCAGCCUGAGCAGGGGCAGAGGAACCUCUCUACGUGCUUUAGUUCUGGAGAUCUCUUUGCUGCCCACAACUUCAGUAACCAGUCAAGGAUUGGAAGGACCGAGUUCCAGGAAUUCUGCCCCACCAUCCUCCAGCAGCUGGACUCCCGAGCCUGCUCCUCUGAGAACCAGGAGAAUGAGGAGAAUGAACAAACAGAAGAGGGCAGGCCCAGCGCGCUUGAAGUGUGGGGCUUUGGUUUCCUCAGUGUCUCACUGAUUAACCUGGCCUCUCUCCUGGGAGUCCUCGUCCUGCCUUGCACGGAGAAGGCGUUUUUCAGCCGUGUGCUCACUUACUUCAUCGCCCUGUCCAUUGGAACGCUGCUUUCUAACGCGCUCUUCCAGCUCAUCCCAGAGGCUUUUGGUUUCAAUCCUCUGGAAGAUUAUUAUGUCUCCAAGUCUGCUGUAGUGUUUGGAGGCUUUUAUCUUUUCUUUUUUACAGAGAAGAUCUUGAAAAUGCUUCUUAAGCAGAAGAAUGAGCAUCAUCAUGGACACAGCCAUUAUGCCUCUGAGACACUUCCUUCCAAGAAGGACCAGGAAGAGGGGGUGACAGAGAAGCUGCAGAAUGGUGAUCUGGACCAUAUGAUCCCUCAGCACUGUAGUAGUGAGCCAGAUGGCAAAGCCUCAGUGAUGGACGAGAAGGUCAUCGUGGGCUCACUCUCUGUCCAGGACCUGCAGGCUUCCCAGAGUGCUUGUUACUGGCUAAAAGGUAUCCGAUACUCUGAUAUUGGCACCCUGGCCUGGAUGAUCACCCUGAGUGAUGGCCUCCACAACUUUAUCGACGGUCUGGCCAUUGGGGCCUCCUUCACCGUGUCUGUCUUCCAAGGCAUCAGCACCUCAGUGGCCAUUCUCUGUGAGGAGUUUCCACAUGAGCUCGGAGACUUUGUUAUCUUGCUCAAUGCAGGAAUGAGCAUCCAGCAGGCCCUCUUCUUCAAUUUUCUUUCUGCCUGCUGCUGUUAUGUGGGUCUGGCCUUUGGCAUCCUGGCUGGCAGCCAUUUCUCUGCCAACUGGAUCUUUGCUCUGGCUGGAGGAAUGUUCUUGUAUAUUGCUCUCGCUGAUAUGUUCCCUGAGAUGAAUGAGGUCUGCCAAGAAGAUGAAAGGCAGGGCAGCGUCCUGGUCCCCUUUGUCAUCCAGAACCUGGGCCUCUUAACUGGGUUCACCAUCAUGCUGCUGCUCACUAUGUAUUCAGGACAGAUCCAGAUCGGUUAGGGCCCUGCCAGGAGCCAGCAGGAUUGGAAGUCGGAGCCUUAGCUACCCCAGUCCCAGCCACAGACUCAGGAUCCAAAAAAGCACCUUGGAAGAGGCAGUCCCAUAAAAACUGACACGGGCUGGAUUCCUGUAUUCAGAUGUCAGCUGUUUUGUAAAUUCUCUGUCCUCAGAAAAAGCUGUCCUGGUAACCGGUCUCUUGGUAGUGCUUCUUUCCCUCUGCCCUCCCUCUUUCUCAGAGUGACUCUGGAGCCCAAAUGCAGCUUAGAAGUCUCCUUCCUCUGGUUACCCUGCCUUUUCUCUCCAAGCCAGCACUACAGUGCAUGAUAGCCAGUGAUCACAACUGACAAAUGUCAACAACUGAAUAUAGGGCUCAUGAUUCUAAAUGUGUAUUCUGGGUCUCAAGAUGUUCCAUUUUAUAUUAGAUUUACUUAUUUUUUAUAGACAUAGAGAAAGAAAGUCCUAUAUUUUCAAAGCCUACUUAGUUGCCUGCUCUCUCAACAAGAACAGCUGAAAAUUGGAACAGAUGAAUAGGACAAGAGAGGUGGGGUUCAUCCUGGGUAAAAGGGUAAGUGUCCCAACCUGGUGGGCACUUGUUCCCACUGGGACCCUGUCUGUGUGGCUCUGCCUGGAAUCAUGACCAGCCAGGUGAGCUAGCACGCAGCUUUAGUUGCCUGAACUCCCCCAUGCAAAAUGGAGGGCAGAGGGCAUGGAGACCUGGGAAUAUCAAUUGGCUUUUCUGUGAUGUCCACACUCCCUCCCUGCACCUCCCACCUCUUGAGAGCUGUGCCUGCCUCCUUAGAAGCACAUUUAGAGCACGUGUGUGUCUUAUGUUGGAGGGGAGACUGCACAACUUUACCUCCUCUGGCCGGCACUCACCCUCAGAAUGGCAGACUGACUUGCUCCUCUUAGAAAAGGCUAAGGCUGUGGCUCAGUGGAAGAACUCAUGGUCACCUAGUUCUGAUACUGGCACCUCUGCCCCACUCCCAUCCCCAUUAAAAUGAUAAUCAGAAGUGCAGGAAGAAUUUAGGAUUCAUUAAGUCUAUAAACAAAAGUACAAAGUUAAUAGAUUUCUGAAAUUUAAGAUGAACUCAGAUUGGGCUCAGAUGUCUGCAAAACAGAGGAGCUAUUGAUGACACUGUCAAGGUUACCCCACACCAUACUACCCCUAACAGGAAAGGGCAAAUCUGCUCUAACUCUUGAGAAAAUGAACUGUAAACUUGUGUGUGUGUGUGUGUGUGUGUGUGUGUGUGUGUGUGUGUGUGUGUGUGUGUGUGUGUGUGUGUGUGUGUGUGUGUGACUGUAGACCGGCCUUGGGCACUGUGGAGCCUGCUCCUCAGACCCCUGGCUCCAGGGGGAGCUGAUCUCCAGGUUCACUAGGUGAAUUGAUUUUAUUAUUAUCAUAUUGAUAAUGUGAGAUUCUUCAGCCACUUUGGGGAGCCUGUCUCUCCAGAAGCCUUUUCUUAGUGGUGCCCAUGGUCACAGCCCUGGGGCUGUUUAUGAACUGGCUGGUGUUGCGUGACUGACACGUGCUGGCUCAUUGCCAACACCUGUGAGCUUUUCUGUUCUCAGAAAAACUUAACACUAUACAGUAAUGAUACAGUAAUUAUAAGCAGCAUCUACUUCCUUGGUUUUGUUUUUCUCUUUGGGCAGUAUCUCUCCCACCAGGAACAUUCUUGACAGUAUCAUGAUCAGGCACCUUGCUGGUAAUGCUUUAUCCAUUUUUUUCUCCUGACCUUGCUCGUUGACCUUUGGUAGAUCUGAGAACGGGCUGGCAAGAAGAAAAGCUUCAGUUAUUAAGAUUCUUGAUGAAAUAUCAGGAUCGACUCCUGUUAAGAUUAUGGGGUUUUUUUUUUUUUUUUUUUUUACCAAAGAACCAAUCGCUUGAAAGUCGGAAUCUAACUUUUUAUGAUGUCUUUGUCUUUAUUAUUGUUGUUACUGUUUGAAAAUAAUUCUGUCUUUUCUGUUUUAUUUUCCCCAAAUUUCUUUCAGAAGCUAGCAGAAAUAACCUUUUAAGAUUUUAGAAGAUUUUUCUUUCCUUAAUUCAGACUGAUGUAUUAAAGUUUAUAAUUUUAGCAUUCCCUAUUAAUCUGUCAUUCCUUACAGUAAAUACUUUUUUGUCAUAGUAGAACACUAUGUUAGAGUUAGUGGGUUUCUAAUUUAGGAGAAAAACUGAAAAAAAAAAAUCAGAAAAUGAGAUAUAAAGUAGUAAGGGGCUUGCCCCUUCCAUGCACAUUUCUAUUACCUUAUGGACUGUUUCUUCAUAGACCUCAGAGAGAAAUUUCUCUUUAAAACACAGUGGCCCCAGAGGCCAGUCCAAGAGAGACAGAAACACACUGUGCAACUGAUUGUCCACUGCCAUUGGCAAGAGAUUUGCUUCAUGAGUUGAAAAUGUGUCAAUUUAUUUUUGACUGUUAAGUGUUGAAUUUGCUGUUUUAAGCAUUUAUAUAUAUUACAAGUCUGUAGAGGAAGGAGAUUGAGGACUUUUCCACCCUUUCAGCCUCUCCCCAGGUGGACUGUCUCAUGCUCACUUUAGCCAGGGAGGAUUAUGUCACCUGUCACAGCACUGACCCAGGAGCAUAGCCUCUGCUGCUCCCCACCACCCAUCCACCUACCCAUAGGAUGCAGGUGGCCAGCUCUCCUCACUCACUAAUGUCACCUGUGUCUAGUGUCCCCUGGGCUUUCUCAUUGGCCUUCACCCUGGAUAUGGAAGAGAAAGCUUCUCUGUUUGGGUUAUUAGAAGACCCAUUUUCAGUAUGUCCUUCCAAAGAGAUAGUAGUAUGCUGGAAAUCUGCUUAAAACCAAUUCAUUGUUUAAUUUUUGUGGAAGAGAGGUUAGGUUUUAUUAUUCAUAUUUUCUUUUACAGUUCAACAGUUCCAUCACAGUAUUUUUUAAAAACUCAGGUGUUAUGAGAAUAAAUUAGAAAAGAAGGUAACUUAUGUGGACUGUAAAUGUUUUAUUUGUAAGAUUCUAUAAAUAAAGCUAUAUUCUCUA
Messenger RNA from Erinaceus europaeus (western European hedgehog), 4683 nucleotides. It is a transcript of the gene SLC39A14, whose product is annotated as solute carrier family 39 member 14. The record is from RefSeq and is a predicted model, not a curated record. Gene Ontology annotation, molecular function: zinc ion transmembrane transporter activity. NCBI's taxonomy places the organism in Eukaryota, Metazoa, Chordata, Mammalia, Eulipotyphla, Erinaceidae. Gene Ontology annotation, cellular component: membrane. The coding region runs from base 223 to 1692 and encodes 489 amino acids. Gene Ontology annotation, biological process: intracellular zinc ion homeostasis; zinc ion import across plasma membrane. The transcript has 10 exons.